Hymenoscyphus albidus is the source of this 2570-nucleotide messenger RNA. The record is from the annotation of a GenBank genome assembly. Lineage: Eukaryota; Fungi; Ascomycota; Leotiomycetes; Helotiales; Helotiaceae.
GAAGGUUUAAAUAGUCAAGCUCUUCCGACGUGGUACACUCAGCUGGAUCUACUGCCACUGAACUUCCUCCGUGAAUUGUUGUGUUGAGUCGCCAUUGACCAGUCACGUCAAUAGGAAGCCUUUCGCUUGCUGUUGAUAGGUCGCGUAGUUCUUGAUUGAGCCCGCUUCUUUCCCGUGUCACCAGCUUCACCUCCAGUCGACUCCUCCACCGAUAUUUAUCGCAGUCCCGUGUCGGUCGAUCUCCAUCUUUUUUUUUCUCCUCCACCUUUAAUCCGCCUCAACGCGUGCGCGUAUUGCUAGAAACAUGUCCAACAUGGCUUCAAAUAACGCCGAGAGAGAUCAAGAGAAUGGCCUCGCCAUUAACAAGACCACCGAUCAAACCAUCACUCCCUCUCCAUCAAAAUCCGACCUUCCCAUCUACAUUGACAACAAGAACACCGCAGCCUAUUCCGUUGAUGCCAAAGAUGUCAGCACCAGUAGUGAGAAGGAUAUCAAGCGAACCUCUUCAAUUGAAGAGGAGCCAGCAGUCAAGAAGCCAUCCAAGAUCCGACAGCUCUACAAGCGAUUCCGCAUCUUCAUCCACCUCGCUGCAUGGCUCCUUAUCACUGCGUUCGUAUUCCUAUUUCCCAGAUCAAUUGAUAAAGCAGACAGCUAACAAUGUCUAUAGUUGGUGGAUCGUUGGUCUUGUCCUCCACCGCAAAGAUAUCGGCUGGUUGAAACCAUUCCUUGUCUACCUCGCCAUCACCAUCCGACUCAUCACUCUUCACAUCUCAGUCAAAUAUGUCACCAAACCUUUCGGUAUGAUCAUUGACUAUGGUGUCAAGAAACCUGUUUCAAUGAUUCCUGAGAAGCUUCAAGUACCCCUUGGAGCACUUGGUGCAAUUGGUGUCAUUCUGCUAGGUACCUUUGUUACAGAGGAGAGCACUGAUAACACCCGCGCAAACAGAGGUGUCAGUCUAUUUGGCUUGGUAGUCUUCCUUUUCUGCUUUUACAUCACUUCAAACAACCGCAAGAUGAUCAAAUGGAAGACUGUCAUUGUUGGCAUGCUUGCUCAAUUCAUCCUGGCUUUGUUUGUGCUUCGUACCACAGCAGGUUAUGAUAUCUUCAACUUCAUCGCGUAUCUUGCUGCAACUGGUCUUGGCUUUGCUGGUGACGGAACUCUAUUCCUUACUGGUCAAGCUGCUCUGGAUAGCCAUUGGUUCGUCGUUACCGUUAUCCCGCCAAUCAUUUUCUUCGUGGCUUUGGUCCAACUCUUAUACUACUGGGGCUUGCUACAAUGGGGAAUCAAGAAGAUCGCAUUUCUCUUCUUCCACCUCAUGGGAGUUUCUGGAGCUGAGGCAGUCGUCGCCGCAGCAUCUCCAUUCGUUGGUCAAGGAGAAUCAGCUAUGUUGAUCAAGCCCUUCAUUCCUCAUCUCACUGAUGCUGAAUUACACCAAGUCAUGACUUCUGGUUUUGCUACCAUUGCUGGUUCCGUUUUGGCCGCCUAUAUCGCUAUGGGUAUCAGUCCUUUGGCAUUGGUCUCCUCUUGUGUCAUGAGUAUUCCUGCAUCUCUCGCCAUUUCCAAGCUUCGAUGGCCCGAAACUGAAGAGUCUAUCACUGCUGGAAAGAUCGUUAUCCCCAAGGAUGAAAGCGAGGAGAAACCAUCCAACAGCCUUCACGCAUUUGCCAAUGGUGGUUGGUUGGGUAUCAAGAUCGGUGGUAUGAUCAUCGCCAGUUUACUUUGUAUUCUUGCUCUCCUGGGAUUGUGUGACGCUCUUUUGGGAUGGUUCGCACGCUACCUCAGCAUCCGCCAAUUGACCAUUCAGAAGCUCAUCGGAUGGAUCUUCUACCCAGUCGCUUGGCUCCUUGGUGUACAAAAGCAGGAUGUCCUCGCUGUUGGUCAAUUAAUUGGUAUCAAGAUCGUCGCCAACGAAUUCGUCGCUGUAAGUCUUUCUUCAUCUAUAAUCCACCCCUCACUUCAAAAUACUCACAUAUUCUAGUUCAACACCCUCUCCACCGACGCAGCAUACCUCGCCCUCUCCAACCGUUCCCGUCUCAUCGCCACCUACGCCGUCUGCGGAUUCGGCAACAUCUCCUCGGUCGGUAUCCAAAUCGGAGUCCUCUCCCAACUCGCCCCCAACCGAGCUGGUCGUAUCGCCUCGGUUGCUUUCUCAGCUCUUGUCUCCGGUGUCAUUGCGACGCUCACCUCAGCCAGUAUCGCGGGCAUGUUGAUUUCCGACUCGGCGGGCUUCAUCCAGGUCAAUCCUGGCCAAGCUGCUUAAAACAAAUCCAAAAAAAAAAAGAAAUCAGCGCUAAGGAAAUGACCUUUCUUUUUGCGUUGGUUGUUGUGCCUUUUUAAUAUGGGGGAGUUUAAUAUCCUUGAAUGUGACACCAUGUCUACCCCGCUCUUUUUCGGUCGGUAGAUAUACACUGGAAAAUGGGAUAUGUAAUGUUGCGCUUGGAGGUAGUGGUGGGGGGAUGGAGAAAUGAAUGGAUGGAUGGAUGUUUCCCCAGUUUACGAUACCCGAUGCCGCCUUUGCUUGGCAGGAUGAUAGUCCAUAAUGAUACGAAUAGAUAAUUUUCAAAUGCUG